AGAAAGUGACCGACUGAAAUCAUGACGGCGGAUAAAAAUGUUGCUAGAAUUGUUUGCUCAAUAUUUGAGGCAUAUAUUUAGAAACAGUCUGCACCAGCAUUUGUGGGCCGAUCACACAAUAAUCCUAUAGUUCUCGGAGAUCGUCCCUCACUCCCUCCGUAGACGUAUCUAACUAACCCUAAGUUCUCACUCCUUGGAACAGCGGAGGGCUUUCUCUACCUUCUGUAACCGCGGCGGCCUCUCCUCUCUUAGAAUUCACUUUACCUGACUUUCUGUUACACAGUGUUUGAAUCCAUGGCUUUGACCCUACAUUCAUCUGCUACAAACAAGAAUGCAUUCAAAGCACUUAUUGCUGCAGAGUAUACUGGUGUAAAAGUAGAACUGGUGAAAGACUUCCAGAUGGGUGUAUCAAACAAGACUCCUGAGUUUCUUAAGAUGAAUCCCAUUGGGAAGGUUCCUGUGCUUGAAACGCCUGAUGGUACAGUAUUUGAGAGCAAUGCCAUUGCACGCUACGUUGCUAAGUUGAAGCCUGACAAUCACCUCUUUGGAUCUUCAUUGAUUGAUUAUGCACAUGUUGAGCAGUGGAAUGACUUUUCGGCAACUGAGAUCGAUACAAACACAGGUCGAUGGUUGUACCCACGGCUUGGAUUUGGUGUACAUUUGCCACCGGCUGAGGAGAUUGCAGUAGCUGCAUUGAAGAGAGCCCUUGAAGCCUUAAACACCCAUCUUGCAUCUAACACUUACUUAGUUGGGCAUUCUGUCACAUUAGCUGACAUUGUUAUGACCUGCAACCUUAGUGUUGGAUUUAAGCUGAUCAUGACAAAGUCCUUCACUAAGGACUUCCCUCAUGUGGAGAGAUAUUUCUGGACUAUGGUUAAUCAGCCAAACUUUUCUAAAAUAUUGGGUGAGAUUAAACAAGCAGAAUCUGUUCCACCUCCUCCAUCAAAGAAGCCCGCUGCACAGGCUAAGGAGUCUGCAAAACCAAAAGAAGAACCGAAGAAAGAAGAAGCAAAACCAAAGGAAGAAGGGGUGGAAGAGGAGGCACCCAAGCCAAAGCCAAAGAACCCUCUUGAUCUUUUGCCUCCAAGCAAAAUGGUUUUGGAUGACUGGAAGAGGCUCUACUCUAAUACUAAAACAAACUUCCGUGAGGUUGCCAUUAAAGGUUUUUGGGACAUGUAUGAUCCGGAGGGAUACUCUCUUUGGUUCUGUGAUUACAAAUACAAUGAUGAGAAUACAGUCUCUUUUGUAACUUUGAAUAAAGUAGGCGGUUUCCUUCAGAGGAUGGACUUGGCACGGAAGUAUGCUUUUGGUAAGAUGUUGGUGAUUGGUUCGCAGCCCCCAUUCAAAGUCAAGGGGCUGUGGCUCUUUCGAGGCAAAGAAGUUCCCAAGUUUCUUUUGGAUGAAGUGUACGACAUGGAACUUUAUGAGUGGAAGGAGGUUGACAUCAAUGAUGAAGCUCAGAAAGAGCGGGUCAGCCAGAUGAUUGAAGAUCAGGAACCAUUUGAAGGAGAGGCUCUUCUGGAUGCAAAGUGCUUCAAGUGAGUAUUGACCCGCUCCCUAGCUGAGGCUUCCAUAGCUCUCAAGCUAGUAGGGUACUAGGGUUUUGAAUUUGGUAAUGCAGUUUCAUUCCCUUUCCUUUAGAACCGUAUAAUCCCAUAUUUUGAAGUAUCUCCGGAUGUUUCUGUAUGUAAUACACGUGCUUGAUCUUAGGCAUGGACCCGGUUCGGGCCGCCCGGCCCGGGACCGGCCCGGCCCGCCACUGUGCGAGCCCGGAACCGGCCCGGUUCUCGGGUCCGGGUCCGGGUCGGGCCUAGGCCCGGUGGGGUGGCCGGGUCCGGGCUCGGGCCUUGAAUUUGGCGAACCGGCCCGGCCGGGUCGGGCCCGGGCCCGGGCCGAAUUAAUUUUUUUUAAUUUUUUUUUCUUUUUUUGGGGUUAGCCAAGUUGGGCUUGAUGAUUAGGAGGGGUUUGGGGGGGUGUGGGGGUGAGUGGGGGGGUUAGGAAAGCAAAAAAAAAAAAAAAUUAUAACCGAACCGGAGGCCCGGCCCGGCCCGGACCCGGUGGCUACCCGGGCCGGUCCCGGGCCUUCCUUCCCAAAAAAAAGCCCGGCCGGGCCCGGCCCGGAACCGGAACCGGCCCGGCCCGGGUCCAUGACUACUUGAUCUGAACCAAAAUUUUAGAUAGUAUUCAAUCGCAGUACUAUAGAAACUGCUUUUUUCGGUGAUUUUUUUAAUGGAGAUUACAAGUAUCACUUUCGCAGGGUGGUUUACUGAGAGAGC
Messenger RNA from Cuscuta epithymum, 2276 nucleotides. The record is from the annotation of a GenBank genome assembly. Lineage: Eukaryota; Viridiplantae; Streptophyta; Magnoliopsida; Solanales; Convolvulaceae.